Caenorhabditis remanei is the source of this 426-nucleotide messenger RNA. RefSeq lists its product as uncharacterized. The coding region runs from base 1 to 426 and encodes 141 amino acids. Lineage: Eukaryota; Metazoa; Nematoda; Chromadorea; Rhabditida; Rhabditidae. The record is from RefSeq and is a predicted model, not a curated record. The transcript is spliced from 2 exons.
AUGAAAUCGAGACAAAAUAUAUAUGGAAAAGCGGAGAGAAGAAAGGAGCCAGAAAACGAGAUCACAGUUGGUUGGGAAUGGAAAGAAGGGUGUGACGAGAGGUUGAAGAGACAAAACUCACUUAUCGAUAUUCUCAAAGUACUGAACGUGUGCAUUGAACGAGUGUUUUCUUCUGAAUUGACGGACUUGGGCGUCGAAUCCGUCACGGAUGAGUUCGAUGAACGAACAGAUGAGAAGUCUCCAUGCCCGACUGGUCUCUUUACUCUGUUUCACUCCAUCUUGUUUCAGAAUCACUUCGACCAUUAUCUCCUGGAAACGGUCCCAUUCUUGAGUGCUGAAACCGUUUUCGUGUUUCAAGUUGACGUGGUUUGCACCGAUCUCGCGGAGGAACUCGGAGUCCUGAAAAAAAUCAAAAAGUUAGAUUAG